UUGGAUAAUUUCCUAUAUAUUCCGUCACGAAUUCGAAUUCGAAUUCGAUUAUGAAAAGAGUGGUGUGAAUAAACUACAACCGCACCGCAAUACAAACUAGAAUAAUUGCAAGAAAACCCUAAUUACCAGCUUCCCACAAAUUCGUUUCACGUACCACAUCAUAAAUCGCCCCCCAUCAAGUUUUAGGGUUUCUCAUUGUAAUUAUCAGGAAACUUCGAAUCGGUAUAGACUGUCAUUACCGAGAAUCGCUGUUUACAGUUGAAGAAUUUUCGAAAGAUGGAUGCUCAGAGGGCUUUGCUUGAUGAACUCAUGGGCUCAGCACGUAAUUUGACUGAAGAAGAGAGAAAAGGGCACCGCGAAAUUAAGUGGGACGAUAAGGAAGUUUGUGGUUGCUAUAUGGUCCGGUUCUGUCCUCAUGAUUUGUUUGUCAACACUCGGAGCGACCUAGGGGCGUGCCCGAAAAUUCAUGACCAGAAGUUAAAGGAAAGCUUUGAGAUGUCUCCUAGACAUGAUUCAUUUGUUCCAAAGUUUGAAGCUGAACUCGCUCACUUCUGUGAAAGGCUGGUUUCUGAUUUAGAUCGGAGAGUCAGGCGUGGCCGUGAACGCCUUGCACAAGAUGUUGAAGUCCAGCCUCCUCCACCAAUUUCUGCUGAAAAGGCGGAGCAGUUGUCCGUUCUGGAAGAGAAGAUAAAGAACCUGCUGGAACAAGUUGAGUCUCUUGGUGAAGAAGGGAAGGUGGACGAAGCUGAGGCCCUUAUGAGAAAGGUGGAAUUGCUGAAUAUCGAGAAGACUGCCUUAACUCAGCAACCACCGCAGGAUAAAUUGUUGAUGGUUGCACAAGAGAAAAAAAUGGCACUAUGUGAAAUAUGUGGUUCUUUUCUAGUCGCAAAUGAUGCUGCAGAGAGAACACAGUCGCAUGUUACUGGAAAGCAGCACGUAGGCUAUGGCAUGGUUCGGGACUUCCUGGUAGAGUAUAAGGAAGCCAAGGAGAAGGCAAAAGAAGAAGAAAGACUGGCUAGGGAGAGAGAAGCUGAGGAGCGAAGGAAGCUGCAGGAGAAAGAACAUGAUGGUAAACGCAGAAGAAGUGGCUCAUCUGAUAGGGACAGGCCUCGCCACCGGGAUUAUGACAGGGAGAGGGACCGAUAUCGUGAACAUGAUAGAUAUAAUGAAAGGAAUGGUAGAGGAAGCCGAGAGGGGGGAAGAGGGUCAGAUAGGAGGAACAUUAGUUCAAGUAACGGAAGGGAAGGCAGUAGGGAUAGAUAUCGUGAGCAUGAGAGGAGCAGAUCUCGUUCUCCUGCCAAACAUGGUCGCAGGAGGUCAUCCAGGAGUCCAGGCCGUCCAUAUUAGAGGAUUGUGUAGAAAUAUAUCUGGAUUAUGAAGAGGUAGAUGCUUUCAUAAACCACCAUGUUUAAUGUAUGUGAUUUGAGAGUAAGUUUGUUAUCAUUAUGAGUGAUUGUUUUCUGUUCUCACAGCUCUUUUGAGACUAUACCAUCUCCUAUCACCAAUAUAAUUACAGGAGAAAGAUGAGGUAGGCAUUUCAUUGCCAUAAUGCUAAUCAUUCAAAGUUUUGUUUUGACUUUUUAUGCUUUACAAGUGAUCUUGUUUCCAGGCUGCGGCUUUUUUUUCCCCCUUUUUUUGGUUUGGUUUCUUCAGAUGUUCCGCUGCAAAACUGUUGCCUUCUCUAUGGUAACUCAGGGCAAGCAAUGUCAUUUCUUACUUAUGAUUGUGCUAAUUUGGCAAUUGAGUACGUCUACUAAUAAGAUCUCAUUUAGAUGUGGGCCAUGUGGCUGUUGCACUUGCAUGAUGCUCUUGAACCACUGGGGUAAAUCUCUUGUCUAAUUUGUUUUUCAUAUUAUAUAGAACUGGGCCUAUUAGUUGAUAUAUGCAGAUCUUGACCGUAUAUAGUGUAAGGACAACUAACUUGUCCUAGGAACAAUCACAGGCAAAAUUUUACCGCGGUAGUGCGAUUUAGAUGAAAUAGUGGUCUAGGUAUGGAGCAUAUUCCUUCAUUUAGUGCAGACAAUGCGUUCUUUGUGGUAUAAGGUUUGUUUUGAAUUCAUUGAAGCUAUAUUCAGGUCAUCAGCACAGGAGCAUGCAUCUGGUUUUGUGAAUUUUAGUAAAUGAAUCUCCAUCCUUGCCAAGGCCAUUAUUUCAGGAUUAUGCAUGCAACGAUGUUGAGGAUUGCAUUGAAUUACCUAUCAUAGCUUCUUUAUCAUUCAACCUUGCUGCUCGUGGAAUAUUUUGCUUCCUAUACAGAACAUGUGAGGGAAUGAGUAUCUUAGGUUCAAUGUUAUCUUUGUGAACUAGUUAUGAAGACGAUCCCUUGGCUAUAUUUGGUUGUUAUCUGUUGUAUUUGCCAUGUAUAUCCAAGUCCUAGCCAUUUAGCUUAGGGCUAUUUUAUUUGGAAUAAAUCAAGUCAAGUCAAAUCUCUUGCUAUGAUAGUUUGUUCAAUUAA
This is a messenger RNA of Salvia miltiorrhiza (redroot sage), 2455 nucleotides long. RefSeq lists its product as uncharacterized. The record is from RefSeq and is a predicted model, not a curated record. Gene Ontology annotation, molecular function: mRNA binding. Gene Ontology annotation, cellular component: U1 snRNP; U2-type prespliceosome. The transcript is spliced from 7 exons. NCBI's taxonomy places the organism in Eukaryota, Viridiplantae, Streptophyta, Magnoliopsida, Lamiales, Lamiaceae. Gene Ontology annotation, biological process: mRNA splice site recognition. Bases 277 to 1347 code for a protein of 356 amino acids.